AUGCGGGACGCUUGGACACCUUGCAAGGCCAAGGAGAUCCAAGGAUACGCGAAUCGCAACGAGUGGGAGAACGUUUUCGUCGCGAUCAGGGCUGUCUACGGUCCCACAACCAAAGCAAAUGCUUUUUUUCUCAGCGCCAGCGAAAUGGCCCUACUCGCGGAGAAGGUGCCGAUCCUGAAGCGAUGGGCUGGGCACUUCGGAGGCGUCCUCAGCCGUUCCUCUACUACCUACGACGCCGUCAUCGUCCGUCUGCGUCCAGUGGAAACCAACGUCGAUCUUGAACUCCCACCCUCUCUACACGAAACAACCAGCAGCGCUUCAGCGGGAAAGCGCCCGGAUCGGAUGCGAUUCAUGCUAAAAUCUGCAAGCACGGUGGCUCCCAACUUAUGGGACACUGCAGGAUUUCAAUGA
Molecule: messenger RNA, 411 nt
Organism: Spirometra erinaceieuropaei
Lineage: Eukaryota; Metazoa; Platyhelminthes; Cestoda; Diphyllobothriidea; Diphyllobothriidae
Source: the annotation of a GenBank genome assembly